GGCAUGACAAGAGUCCCCCCCCCGCCCCCCCCUGCUCUCCCCCCGUCAGCUCGCGGUGGAGGACGAGCGCAGGAAGCACAACUUCUUUUUUACUCGUCGGUCGAACGUCGCUGCGGUGACCUGCUUGACGGUUACCGUUAGCAUCGUCGGAAACAUCUCCACCCCCCAGCCAAAACCCACCCCAGCCAGCGUGCACGCGCAGCGGUGCGGGUCUGGUUUGCACAGCUGCUUCUCGAGAGGUCCCUCUGCCCAACACGUCUCCAGCAGGUAAAGCACUGGGAUGAUUUUAACGGAGUGAGACGCCGCCGUCGAGUGAGAUCUGCAAGGACGCCGACCCACAUCUCCGGUUCGGGGGGGCGGCUGACGUAGCAACUUGGAAGCCUUUCUCGCCCGCGUUCGAACCCUGAGCCCAAUAGAACCUCGAAAUGGAUGGAAUAGGUGCGCUGCAGAGUUCGGCCCCCGAGAACAAGGCCGAGCGGAUCGCCAGGUACAAGGCGGAGAGGAGGAGGGAGCUCGCCGAGCGCUACGGCACCACGGACGAGGCCGCCUCCAAGUACGUCCGCAGGGACCGGAAGGUGGGGGACGCGGCGGAAACGCCGUCUUGGGAGAGCAAAGCAAAGGCGAGCCAUGCGGAUAACGGAUCCGAGCAGGCGUACUCCAGGAGGGGCUGCAGGAACAGAGAGCCGGAAUCCGUGGAGGAGCAGCCUACCCGCGAGCCCGCCCGCUCCCAAGCGGACGCAAUUCUCUCCGGCAAAACGGCAGCGAGGGAGUCCACUCCUCUGAGUCUGCUGGAAACCGAUGACCCGGAGGAACCAAAGGCUGACGAGAAGCCCGUGGACUCCGUCACGAGGACUCCCAAGAUGUCUCUUUACAAGGAGCGGGAGGCGUCGGAGGAUGGAAGCGACGGGCGACGCGCCACCGUCAAGAUGAAGUGUCAGCCGACGAGCAGCGACGAAGACGACUCCUCCGCCAGCCUUCUCAAAAGUGAAAGCAAGUUGAUGGAUGGGAAAGAAGCCCCAGAUGAAGCUCCGUGCAGCGAGCCGCAUGAAAACGCUUCCACCGUCGAAGAAAAGCCGCCCGGUCUGCUCGCCGACGGAGCUCUCCCCCACAGCGAGACCAGAGACGCCUCUCCGCCUCCCUCUCCUCCCUGCCAGCUCGCCUCGCUGCAGCGCCAGGACUCUCGGGGCAUCAGGGGAAUCCUAAAGAAAAGCCGCUCCACCAGCAUGGAGUCGGACCACAGCGAGGGCUCGGCGCCGGAUUGCGCGCCAGCCCGACUAACCGGAGUCACCCUCAGCCACCCAGAGAGUGAGGAGGAGGAGGAGGAUGAAGAGAUUGAGGAGGAGGAGGAGGAGGAAAAUGAGGAGGUCAAUGGGGAAAAUGACGGAGAGGAUGAGUCCUUAACAGACGGAGGGUGCUUCAGCAUCGGCCGACGACAGGAAGAGGAAAGCGGCGGCGGCGGCAGCAGCAGCAGCAGCGGGAGCUUCGAGGCGAUGCGGAGUCCAUCGCCCGACGAGAGCCUCGGGAAGACGUCCUCGGUGUCCGAGGACGUGGAGGAACUGGAGAGCAGUCUGGAUGGAAGCCAGGGCUCCUCGCUCAAACAGAGACUGGCAGAAUUCUCUGGUGAAGGUGAGAAGAAGGACGGACCGAAGACGGCCAAGACAUCCGACUUGGUCCACACUCCACUGGCCGAUCGCUUCGACAAGCUGCAGCACGCUGAAAACGCCUGGAUGAAAAAGAAAUCCAGCGUGGAGGUGGGGGCCAAGACGUCCCUGGCAGACCGCAUGAAGGUCCUCAAGGACAAGGAGGAGCAGUGGAAGAGCAAAGGCAAAGGAGCCGCCAACGACUCUGUCCAGUUCACUGUGGCUGGACGCAUGGCCAGGAAAGGUCUCGUUACAGAAACCGGAAAGGAAGAGUCGACUCUUAUCCCCCUCAAGAAGUGUAAUGCGACGCCCGUGAAGCCGCUGGAAGAAAUCUCCAGUAGAAACGAUGUCAAGGUGGAAGGAGAUAAAAGGCUCGACAAGCUGGAGUCUUUCCUCGACAAGCUACACAAUAAAGGCGUGAGCAAAAGCAAGACUUCCACCGUGGAGGUGACGGCCGAGACGGAGAAAGAGGUGAUGACCCUGGACGACGAGGAGACCUUCGGUAACUUCUACAAAUCCAUGUCCCCGGCGACGCUGCAGGACUCCGGUGUGGUUUUGACGGAAGAGGACCUCAGCCAGAUUUCUGCCGACUCACCAAAACUCACCUCAUCGGUAGCGGAACACAAGCGAGCGGUACGACCAAACCGAAGGAACCAGGGCUCCAGGAACCCUCUGCGUGCUCUGGCCGCCCGCAACGACCUGCGGCAGGUCUACACUGAGCAGAGGCUCAACGUGGCCUCGCUGGAGACCAAGAGGAUCCAAGUGGAGAGGAUGGCAAAACAUUCCAAAACCAACCUGGCUGACGUGGCCUUGGCGGGCCUCGCGAGCAAGGAGAACUUCCGCAAGAUCAACCUGCGCGACGUGAAAUCCACCGAUGUUGUGACCAACAACAGCACGCUGCCUUUCAACAAGCUCAUGCUCAUUCGCGUCAAAGGUCGCCGGCACAUCCAGGUGCGCCUGGUGGAGCCGACGGCGCGCUCCUUAAACAGCGGCGACUGCUUCCUGCUCAUAACGCCGAAGCACUGCUACAUGUGGAGCGGCGAGUUCGCCAACGUGAUCGAGAAAGCCAAGGCGUCGGAGAUGGCGGCGUUUGUCCAGGCCAAGAGGGACCUCGGCUGCAAGGCCUCCCAGGUGACUGUGCUGGAGGAGGGCAUCAACACCGACAGCAGAUGGGCCAAAGAGUUCUGGAGCCUGCUGGGCGGACAAACCCAAUACAGAGGUGCAGGGGAGCCAGAGGAGGACGAGCUGUAUGAGAGUGGAGUUCUGGACUCUAACGGGGUGUACAGACUCCACGGGGAGAAGCUGGUGCCUCAUGAAGACGCCUGGGCCUCCAUGCCAAGUGUCACCUUGCUGGAUUCUAAAGAGGUCCUAGUGUUUGAUUUCGGCGGCGAAGUGUACGUUUGGCACGGGAAGGACGUGCCUUUGGGUGACCGGAAGGUUGCCGUGAAACUGGGCAAGCAGCUUUACGGCGGCAGCUACGACUACAGCAACUGCAGGGUGAACCCUUUAGACGCCUCCUUCACCACUUCGGAUGUGCCUCAGCAAGGGGAGGGUCGUCCGAGCUGGACUCUGUUUGGCCGGCUGUCGGAGCACAACGAGACGUCCCUGUUCAGAGAGAAGUUCCUGGACUGGGCCGACAGGAAGAAGGAGGAAGCGGCUCAAGCGGAUGAAGUCAAGAGCCCGAUCCGCUCCGUCGAGCGGCCCUCGCUUGAACUGGAGCUGCAGCCGUGCGACGCCAAGGCCCUGCUGGACCACGAGCCGGAGCCCGUGAAGACGGUGCUGGAGGGGGUGAACGUCCAGCGGGGCCACGGCCUGGUGAGGGCCGACGACGGGCGCCAGGCGGAGCUGGCCACCGUCGACGUCGACGCCUGGCACAUCAAAGAGCACGGAGAGGAGGAGCUGCCUAAAGAGAGCCUGGGCCAGCUGCACCAGGGCGACGCCUACAUCGUCCGCUGGAAGUACUCCGUCACCACGCUCGUGGGUAAGCGGCAGAAACCCGGGGAGCUCAGUGCCGGCACUCCGGGGAGAGAGAGGACCGCCUGCUUUUUCUGGCAAGGCAGCCAGUCCAGCAUCAGUGAGAAGGGAACUUCUGCUCUGAUGACAGUGGAGCUGGGCAGCCACAGGGGCUCACAAGUGUUGGUGAGUGAGGGAAAAGAGCCUCCGUGCUUCCUGCAGCUCUUCCAGGGCGGUUUGAUCAUCCACAAGGGCAGUAGAGAAGAUUACGCCAACAAGACAGCUGGCUGGCGGUUGUUCUGCGUCCGGGGGGAGGAGGAGGUGGAGGCCUCCCUGGUGGAGGUAGAUUGCCAGCACGCCAGUCUGCGCUCUCGUGCCAGCCUGGUGCUUCUGAACGCCCAGAAAGGCCUCCUGUUCUUGUGGCACGGCUGUAAAGCCCACGCCGGCGCCAGGCGGGUGGCCAAAAGAGCUGCGGACAGAGUCACCCAGAGGUGUCCCUCUGAGUUGGGUCUGAGCAGCAGCAACAGCAGCGUGGAAGUGGAGGAGGUGGAAGAGGGAUCUGAGCCCGCCGAGUUCCAGAAGGCUCUGGGCCCGCAGGACACGAAGGCCUACGACUGUAUGCUGCAAGAUCCAGGAAAGUACAACUUCACACCGCGGCUGUUCCGGCUGAGCGCCAGCUCCGGGCUGUUCGAAGGGGAGGAGCGCCUGUAUCCUGCCAGAGUGACGGAGGGCGUCAUGGCGAUGCCCUUCCUGCAGGAGAACCUCUACUCCUCACAGCAGCCAGCCCUGUUCCUGCUGGAUAACCGGAUGGAGGUGUACCUGUGGCAGGGCUGGCAGCCCGACGACACGCAGUGUACCGGCUCGGCCAAGAUGCGCUGGAACAGCGAGAGGAAGUGUGCCAUGGAGACCGUGCUGCAUUACUGCAAAGAGAAGAACCCUCGGCGCCCCCCUCUGGCGUAUCUGGUCCUAGCAGGCUGUGAGCCGCUCACCUUCACCAAUAUCUUCCCAUACUGGGAGAAGGACACCAGCAUCAUAAAGACGCAGAGCUCCAAGAACAAGGUGAUGUUGGUGAAGGAGGCGCUCGCUCAGCUCAGCAAGCUGCAGUACUCCAUCGAGGAGCUGACCAGCAAACUGCUGCCGGAGGGAGUGGACCCUCUGCGGCUGGAGGACUACCUGUCCGACCAGGACUUCAAGACGCUUCUUGGGAUGAGUCGAGUUGAGUUCAACGCUCUGCCAAACUGGAAGCAAAAGAAUCUGAAGAAAAGCAAAGCCCUGUUUUAAAACUUUCUUUUUGUACUAAAAUGUUUGUUUUUAAUGUUCCUGCAGCUUUUAUAACAUUUGAGAGAGAAUUAUAUCCUCAUUUCGUAAUGUACAAGAACAGCAGACAUAUAAUUUUGUUGAAAUAUUGAUCUAUUUCAUGUGUCUCUGAAAUAUUUUAGCCGAUCAUUAUGUGCAAUUAUUAACCUUUUUGAUGGCAAGAUGUUUUCCCUGUAUGGCCUAAAUAGUUACACUCACAUUAUAAAUAUGUAAUAUACUAUAAAUGAAUGUGUUUUUACGUAAUGACACCACACUGUGUCAACCUUCACGUGAGAGUGUGUUUGUAUCAGAAUUGCCAAUGUUGUUACAAUGUAGGGACUUAUUCAUUGUAAAAGACAGCUGUGUGCAACUGGAUUAAAUCCUCUAGCAAAAGAAGCAAAUCAAGUCAAAGUUCGGAGAACAAUCCCCACGACCUGUGAAAGCAACGCAGUGCAUUAGGAUUGAACUCCUGACGUCUGACUCGCAUGGAUAUAAAUGCAAAUAUGUAUUUUAACCGUAAAUGUAUUCCGAAAGUAAACUCUGAGAUCCCAAAGAAAACGGAGACAACCCGUCGCAUGGCGGAGACUCGCUGCCGUCGGCUCCCCUGAAACUGGCCAAUGACUUUUUGUUUGUUUGGUACUGAAUACUUUGUGGUUCUCAUGAGUAUCCGCCCGUGUGUCAGUAAUGUCAGCCCUCAUCAAGUGGUUGCUAGGGACCAAAUCAAAUCGUUUUGUCGUGUGUGCGUGUGUGCGUGCGUGCGUGCGUGUGUGUGUGUGGAGCGAGAGUAUCUGGAGUAUAAACUGCCUUUUUAUAGCUGGAGCUGACACCACAAGCAUGUGAUGCAAAUGUGAUGCGAGGGUAUGUUAUGCAUAAAAAAUACUGCCUGUGAUUUCUGAUUUCGGAGAAGAAGAAUUGCGUAACAAUUGUGUUUUCAUCUUUUUUGUGAUACAUAAACUCGUCACUGCGUGUGGAGACGGCUUCCAGAGUAUUUCUUGUAUUUCAUGGCACAUUAAUGGUCAACAUCGGUGGUGGGGAAAUGAGAUAUUGAUGCUCAAGAUUUCCCUUUUAAAUAAAGUAUUGUAAAAAAUA
Molecule: messenger RNA, 5978 nt
Organism: Gasterosteus aculeatus aculeatus (three-spined stickleback)
Lineage: Eukaryota; Metazoa; Chordata; Actinopteri; Perciformes; Gasterosteidae
Gene: svild
Product: supervillin d
Biological process (GO): actin filament severing; cytoskeleton organization; barbed-end actin filament capping
Cellular component (GO): cytoplasm; actin cytoskeleton
Molecular function (GO): phosphatidylinositol-4,5-bisphosphate binding; actin filament binding
Source: RefSeq, a predicted model, not a curated record